Messenger RNA from Alternaria burnsii, 2757 nucleotides. RefSeq names its product ring finger domain containing protein. Gene Ontology annotation, cellular component: nucleus. The transcript is spliced from 2 exons. The record is from RefSeq and is a predicted model, not a curated record. Gene Ontology annotation, molecular function: protein binding; ubiquitin-protein transferase activity; zinc ion binding. NCBI's taxonomy places the organism in Eukaryota, Fungi, Ascomycota, Dothideomycetes, Pleosporales, Pleosporaceae. The coding region runs from base 1 to 2757 and encodes 918 amino acids. Gene Ontology annotation, biological process: ubiquitin-dependent protein catabolic process; protein ubiquitination; mitotic cell cycle checkpoint signaling.
AUGGCUGAGGCCGAGCGCGCUGGCGGAGUACAGGGCGAUCUGGAGAAGGAACUGACGUGCUCGAUCUGUACCGACCUCCUCUACCAGCCGCUCACCCUCCUCGACUGCCUUCACACCUUCUGCGGCGCCUGCCUGAAGGAAUGGUUCGCCUUCCAAGCCUCGACCGCCACAUGCAUACACCCCUACACCUGCCCCUCCUGCCGCGCCUCGGUGCGCACCACCCAGCCCAAUGCCACCGUCACCACGCUGCUUGAUAUAUUCCUAAAGUCGAAUCCCCAGAGAGGCAAGAGUGCCGACGAGAAGACGGCAGACCGCAACAAGUACAAGCCGGGCGACAAUGUGCUGCCCAAGCUCAGACGACGCGAUGAGCGCGAUGACGUCGAUCAGCGCAUGCUCGAGGAGGCCCAGCAGCUGAGUCUGAGAGACGUGGGCAUACCGGGCAGCAGCAGGACCAGUCUGGAACCCCCGAGGGAGCGCAGGCGGAGGGAGAGGAGUCGCGACACAAGCAGGGAGUCUCGUAGGGCGCGGGACGAAAGGCGCUCUACCAGCCAGAACCCGCCCGGCGCAUCGCCAUCCAGAGCCGUUAUACCUCCCAGGGCCAUUGAACACCAGUCCAGCCUGCGUUCUUUGCUGAGCGCCUCCGACCUCGACGCAGAAGACGUCGACGAGGACCUCGUGCGGCAGGUGCUGGAGGAGCUGGUGUCUGAAGGCGUGGAUUUGAACCAGAUUGGCACUGCACAGGAGGAAGAAAUCACAGAGAGGAUAGCCGAAGCUGUGCGACGACGUCAGGCAGAGCGACAUGCAGAAAGACAGCGCGAGAGGAGAGAAAGGAGGGAGCGUCUGGCAAGAGAGGGCUUGAUGAGCUCGUCAUCUUCAUCGCUGUUGCCCCAACCCAUGCGAAGCCCUCUUACGCGCGACGAGGAAGCAGCACGCAGAAGAAGGCACGGCCGUUCGGAAAGCGGCGCGUCGACACCUCAGACGGCAGUAGGACCGCCCAUAUCUAGACCUGGUCUCAUCGAUGCCGCGAACCGAGGCGGACGAGCACCACGCCAGCGAUCUUCAAGUCAGGGAAGCUCCCGAUCGGCAAGAAGAGCAGAGCGUCCUACGCCUGUCUCUGCGACCUCCCAGAACAAUAGUAGUGGCGAGCGGCAGUCGUCAUCAGAACAUGCGCGGCCAAGGCCACGCCGUCAGUCCGACAACCAGCAGAGAAGUAGGCUGGAUGUCCGCGAACAGUUUCGCAUCAGCCUUCACGCCAACACCAGCGCCAUCAACGUAGUCUCAAGCCCCAACUCACCCCAGAGCCUUGGCUUCGAUCUACCCAACAGCGGCAGUCCGACGAGUUCUCUAGCUACAGUCGGCACUCCGGCUGUACCCCAAUCUUCCUCCACCCCAGCCAUAACGCCAUUCCAGCCCCCUACGUCUAGGCGUACCACAGAUCCCAGCAGAGCCGUGUUGCCACGAUCCUCCAACAGUAGCACUCCCCCGUUAUUGUCACCUCCCCCCUUUCCUCGCUCCACUACCGAUCCAACUUUGAGCGAGUCUCGAUCAAGACAAGCUUCGGGCUCAUCAUCAGGUGCUCCUGUUCUGUACAACGAGCCGCACAUAGCGUGCCAACGAUGUGGUAAGAAUGACAUACAGUAUGAGCUUCACUACAACUGUGAACGUUGCGAUGAUGGAGAGUAUGAUGUAUGCCUCCGCUGCUACCGUCUCGGUAGAGGAUGCAAGCAUUGGUAUGGUUUUGGCUGGACUGCCUGGCCGCGAUACGAACGAGAAGCACCCGAAGGUGGCUAUCCGCCAAAUCAUGAGCACCCCCAUAUCCUCGUUGGACAUCGGUAUCGCAGGCCUAUGACACCAUUGACAGAGUCUACAACGCCGCCACAUGUGCUUAUGAGCGAGGACAAUCCCAGGGAAAGGGUUGAGAUUGGAGUCUUCUGCGACAUGUGCAAGGCAUACGCCAAUGCCUGCUACUGGAAGUGCGACUACUGCAACGAAGGCGACUGGGGCUAUUGCAAUGAUUGCGUCAACCAAGGCCAUCAUUGCACACAUCCCCUUGUUCCCGUCGCUCGCAAGACAAGGGACUCGCAAUCAAUUACGGAUACUACUCCAUCCGCGCCCUCGACGCCACGGCAAGACGGACAUCUGGCACCACCAGACCACGACACAGUGCCUACAACUCCUCCGUUGACACCAAAGACCGCAUCUCUUAUGCGUGGCCCUGGCUACUUUACCAUUGCGAAUUCCAUCUUCCGACCUCUGACGUUCACAACCUUGUGUAACAUAUGCAGUUAUCCCAUUCCACCGUCAAACACGAGAUACCACUGUCUAAAGUGUAACGCUGGGGAUUACGAUAUAUGUAUGAGCUGCUACCACAAGCUCGUCGUUAGCGGUCGCAUCGCCAAGGAAGAUGGUGUAAACGGAUGGCGUAAGUGUCUCCGCAGCCACCGCAUGUAUAUUGUAGGAUUCGAAGACCGUGAUGGCGCACAAAGACGCAUGGUUGUACGCGAUCUCGUAGGCGGUCACGCGCUUAAAGAAGAAGAGGAGAUGGCAAGAGUACAACGGUAUCCACCAGAUGGCGGAGUAGGCCUGAGACUACUAGCUAGAUGGGGCUACCUGCCAGACGAAGGAGUAGAAGACGAACUGUCCUUCCCUCGAGGAGCAGAGAUAAGAGAAGCAGCCGAUAUUAACGGCGACUGGUAUUGGGGUGUCUACUGUGGUGUUGGAAGACUGUUUCCUGCAAACCAUGUCACAGCUGUCUAA